Amphiprion ocellaris (clown anemonefish) is the source of this 552-nucleotide messenger RNA. Its product is annotated as gamma-crystallin M2-like. The coding region runs from base 1 to 552 and encodes 183 amino acids. Gene Ontology annotation, molecular function: structural constituent of eye lens. The record is from RefSeq and is a predicted model, not a curated record. Gene Ontology annotation, biological process: visual perception; lens development in camera-type eye. The transcript has 3 exons. Lineage: Eukaryota; Metazoa; Chordata; Actinopteri; Pomacentridae.
AUGUGGAACAGCUCCUCCCCCUCCCCUCAGAUUGUCUUCUAUGAGGACAGGAACUUCCAGGGCCGUUCUUAUGAGUGCAGCAGCGACUGUGCCGACAUGUCGUCCUACCUGAGCAGGUGUCACUCCUGCAGGGUGGAGAGAGGCUGCUUCAUGGUCUACGACCACACCAACUUCAUGGGCAACCAGUUCUUCCUGAGGAGGGGCGAGUACUCCAACUACAUGAGCAUGAUGGGAAUGAACGACUGCAUCAGGUCCUGCCGCAUGAUCCCCAUGCACCGCGGCUCCUACAGGAUGAGGAUCUAUGAGAGGGAGAACUUUGGAGGCCAGAUGUCCGAGCUGAUGGACGACUGCGACAACAUCAUGGACCGUCACCGCAUGUCCAACUGCAUGUCCUGUCAGGUGAUGGACGGACACUGGCUGAUGUACGAGCAGCCCCACUUCAGAGGCAGGAUGAUGUACAUGAGGCCUGGAGAGUACAGGAGCUUCAUGAACAUGGGCAUGGGCAGCAUGAGGGUCAUGAGCAUGAGACACAUCAUGGACUCCUACUACUGA